ACCUGUAUUUGACUUCUUCUGUAGAUUGGACUGUAAAGUUGUGGCGAGCUAAAUCAAUUUCAAAACCGUCAACUUCUACGCAAAAUAUUGCUCCGUUAUAUUCUUUCGAAGGAGCUGAUGAUUAUGUGUACGAUGUUAAGUGGUCCCCUAGUCACCCAGCGAUAUUUGCUUCGGUAGAUGGUACGGGUAAAUUCGCUUUGUGGAAUUUAAAUGUUGACGCCGAGGUACCAAUUGUGAGUACACAGGUUGGUCAAGGUAGAGCAUUGAACAAGAUUCAAUGGGACAAAGAAGGACGUAAGACAGCUAUUGGUUCGUCAGACGGCAGAGUCCAUAUUUAUGAUAUAGGAGAGUUAUCUCAACCAAGGAGUGAUGAAUGGAACAUUAUGCAAAAAACCAUAUCAGAGUUAAUUGAUACCACUGAAAGUCAUGGUGGAAGAUAUGCACUCGCAAAAUAA
This is a messenger RNA of Acaulospora morrowiae, 455 nucleotides long. Lineage: Eukaryota; Fungi; Glomeromycota; Glomeromycetes; Diversisporales; Acaulosporaceae. The record is from the annotation of a GenBank genome assembly.